Molecule: messenger RNA, 612 nt
Organism: Helobdella robusta
Lineage: Eukaryota; Metazoa; Annelida; Clitellata; Rhynchobdellida; Glossiphoniidae
Exons: 3
Coding region: 1-612 (203 amino acids)
Source: RefSeq, a predicted model, not a curated record
AUGACUAGAUUAGAUCAAACCUUUAAAACGUCUCUUGAAUAUUGGAAAAAAGUGAAGUUAUCAAAAUCGGGAGGGUUUUUUGCCAUAUAUUCCUCAACGAGUGAUCACUUUCUGUUACUCAACCUAACGGAAGUUUUCAGAGUCCGCGGUUUCCUUACUGUAUCGUACUUGGUACAAAUGGUAUUUUUGACUGUGAAGAUGGUGCUGAACACAUUUAGAGAAGCACGACCACCUGGAAUAUACGAGCAAGAUUGCCUGGAUGAAAUCUGCAAGAGAUUGGGUGAGAUGGAAUGCAUACCGAAAGCUCUUGCGCUACCAUCCAGGGGCCCUGUAUUAGAAGAUGCUGCAAAUAUUAUGACUGCAUCUAUAGGCAAGAGCGCGUCCAGUAAGCAUGGAUCAGAAGAACAUAUCCGAAGUCACGACCAAAACGACUCAACGAGUGGCGAGAGGCCGCCUGCCAAAAAAAAACUCAACAACAACUAUCAUUUUAAAUAUCCUCCAUUCAAUGAUGACGACCCUCACGUUCAUACAAACAUCAUCAACAACAACACCCUCAACAACAUCAAAAACGACAACAACAACAACGACAACAACAGCGCAAAGUCAACGUAG